UAUUACCUGGUAUUCAUCAGAAAGGUGUGUGGUACUUAUGGGAGAGAACUCAAAGGUAAUACCUAAGUACCGGUGCUUGUUAUGGUGAAUCACACUAACAACCAGGUAAUUAUUAUGUAACUACUAGAUGAAAUGACCUAAGACAUUUGACUAUGUGUGUCUUUAAUAUAAGCAGGGUGACGUGGGUCAUUGGAAGCUCUGUGAUGCAACCUCACAUCAUGAUCAAAGACGCUUCUAAUAGGCCCCUAUUGUUUCCCGGAUAUUCACACUUAAAAACUGUACAUGAUGAUGCCUACCUUCCCCUCAGUCUUUUAUAGUGUCAGAUAGGCCUAGAGAAUCACAAAAGGCUACAAGUCACAUCAUGGGUCCCAUCUUUCGUAUGAUAUUCACAGUAACAGCAGGUGUACUGGCCAUCUCAGAGGAAAUAGCUGUCUACCCCGCCAUGCUUUUUGGAUCAAAGUCUCAAGUUAGAAAGGGAGAUACUAUAGUUUUGAAGUGUAAGAUCUCUGGCAUCAAAAGAUCCUGGGACAAGGUUCAUGUGUACAUUUGCAAGAAUGGAGUUGGGAUGAAAAUGAAGGUUCUGGAGAAAGGGGCAGGUGAUACCAUUUUCACCAUGAAGGAUGUUACAAGAAAUGACUCAGGCACCUACAGCUGUGUCUACACCAGAGAUAAACUCGCACCCAGUCAGGUGUUCUCAACAGGCAAGGAUUUAGUAGCCAUCCAGGUCAACGAAGAGGCUGCACAUGAUGUGAUACUGGUCAAUGUAAUCCGACUGAUAAGUUCAGCUGUUGUGGUCAUACUUCUGCUGACUGUAGUGGCUGUUAGUUCAUGCUGUUCAAAAACAGAGAAAAGAGCCAAGCAGCGACUGCCCAAGGAAGAUACUUGAGGCACUGAAGCUAAAAAGGACUACUACAGUAUGUACUGUAAUCUGCCAACCUGGUCCAAUGGUACAAUUUGACGGUGACCCCAAGGGGCAAGUUUGCUUUACAGGGACAGCCUUUUGUCGAGAAAAUGUGGGAAAUGAAUGAGCAACCUACAAUCAAUAACCAAUGAUACUUUUCUCAAUGGUUAUUUGUAGUACUGUUUUUGGCUUUAUCUGCUAUACAUGUGUUGUAACAUUACCUGAUGCUAUGGGGUAGUGACGUUCACUGUAAAGGAAUUAAUUCAGAAUAUAUUGACAGAAUGCUUAAGAAUGUAUAUAGUUUGUUUAUUGGUAUAAUUAAGCAAUAAGGCACUAGGGUGUGUGGUUUAUGGCCAAUAUACCACGGCUAAGGGCUGUUAUUAUGAAUACCAUAUAGCCAUAUAUCACAAAUCCCUGAGGUGACUUAUUUCUAUUAUAAACUGGCUACCGGUGUAAUUA
Molecule: messenger RNA, 1360 nt
Organism: Salmo salar (Atlantic salmon)
Lineage: Eukaryota; Metazoa; Chordata; Actinopteri; Salmoniformes; Salmonidae
Source: RefSeq, a predicted model, not a curated record